Closterium sp. NIES-65 is the source of this 8493-nucleotide messenger RNA. The record is from the annotation of a GenBank genome assembly. Lineage: Eukaryota; Viridiplantae; Streptophyta; Zygnematophyceae; Desmidiales; Closteriaceae.
AUGGAAGGUAGCGGUGGCCGUAAGAGGGCUGAGGCAGCAGCAGCGGCUGCGCAGGAGAAGGAAUCCUCCGCGCGGAGCAGAUUCCGCUCCCGCCACCAUCUGCGCUCCGCCGUCACCGCGGGUGGCUCGUCCGUUCCUGUUUCUUCAUCCUGGUUUCGUGUCUCGUCGUCGUCUCCGUCGGCUGUUCCGUCUUCGUCGGCCGUCGGCCGUCGGAUUGCUCUUCACCAGUCGUCCGCGCCGGCCGCAAAGCGCGCUAAGACAUCCGCUGCCGCCGCCGCCGCUGCUGUUUAUCCCCCGAUCUCUCGCACUUCCGCGUUUCUCGUAUCUCCCCCGUCCGUAUCCGCACAACCCUCUGCGCAAGUUUCUUCCGCGCGUGCGCGCCCGUCCGCUUUCUCCCCGCCCUCCGCAAAGCGGCUCACCAGUCGCGUCACUUUCGCUGCGCCCCCGUCUUCCGCUCAUCGCGCGGAAUCUCGCGACUCGCAUCAGGCGAAAUCACGCGCUGCCGCGAAAGCUGGUGCGACCGCUGCGACAACCACAGCGUCGUCGCGUGGUGCGAAUACCACUAGCGCCAUCCUCACUCGUCCCGGUUCCGCUCCCCUUGUGGGUGCUGCGGCGGCUGGUCUCGCCAGUACCGCGGGUGCAAAGGCGAGUGCACGUGCCCCUGCUGUGAGCGCUUCCGCAGGUGGCGCAGUUGGCGGAGGAGUAGGCGGAGCGAGCGGAACUGUUGGUGGUGGUAACACUGCAAGGGGGAGCAUGGAUAGAGGUUUCUUCAAGUCGUUUGGGCACGAGGAGGGAUCCAGAAGCAAGCGCUCCUCCGAGAGAGAAAAGGAGAAGGAGAAGGAGAAGGAGAAGGAGGAGAAGAAGGAGAAGGAGAAGGGAAAAGAGAAAGAGCGGGAGCGUGAGAGAGCGAGGGACAGGGAGCGCGAGCAGGAGAGGGAGGCGGAGGAUGGAGGAGGCGACGACGGGGACGAUCUGUUUCUAGGACCCGGUGGGCUGCUGUCAGGCCUUGAUUCCGAUGGCGAUGGGAACGCCGCAGCAGCAGCAGCUCUCAGACAGUCAUUCACGUCGUCUGCUGGUACUGCUCUGGAGAGUUUGCUCCGCCGCUUCUCCGUCUCCAUUGAUGACCUCCUCCCGUCUCCGUCCGCGCCUGGCGCCGCCACAGGAGCAGCAGGCGGCGGCCCCAGCAGCAGCGCCGGCGGCGGCGGUAGCGGGGGUGGGGGCGCGGGGGGUGCAGGCGGGAGCGGGUCCGCGUCCGCCCCGGGGCCGUCUUCCGCAGCUGCGCCCACGCCCGCGCCCCCGCACGCGCACACGCUCACGCGCGCGCAUCUCCCCCAGCCGCAGGGCGGGAGAUACCGCUCCAUCCUAGCAGGGCUAUCCGCGGAGCACGACACAAGCCGGCAGCUAGAGUCCCUCUCUCUCCUCUGCGACCUGCUGCUGAUCGGCACAGAGGAGUCUCUCGCGUCGUUCCCUGUAGACGCGUUUGUGCCGCCGCUGGUGGCGCUACUGGAGUGCGAGUAUUGCCCGGACGCCAUGCUGCUCGCGGCGAAUGCGCUCACGUAUCUCUGUGACGUGCUGCCCAGUAGUGGGUGCUCCGCGUUGGUGCACCAUGGGGCUGUGCCGUCUCUGUGCGCGCGCCUGCUCACUAUCGAGUACAUCGACCUUGCAGAGCAGUCGCUGCAAGCGUUGCAGAAGGUGUCUCACGAACAUCCCUCAGCGUGCCUGCGCGCGGGUGCGCUCACGGCCGUUCUGUCCCAUCUUGACUUCUUCUCCACCAGCAUCCAGCAAGUGGCGACGCGCACGGCAGCGAAUGUGUGCCGGGACGUGCCGUCUGACUGUGUGCCCAUGCUGCUCGAGGCAUCCCCCGUGCUCGCCAACAUGCUGCAGCACUGUGACGCCAAGGUGGUAGAGAGCACGUGCAUCUGUCUGACGCGCAUAGCCCUCGUGGUCUCGGCCAACCCAGAGGAUCUCGCCACGCUCUGUGCCUCCUCGGGUCUCAUCUCCCACGCUGUGCGCCUGCUCGCCGCCACCUGCACCUCUGCUGGGGUGGGGGGUGCAGCGGUGUCUGGCGGGGGCAUGGGAGGGGGUGUGAACAUUACUCCGACGACCUUUGUGGGUCUGCUUCGGCUGCUCACUCUGUGUGCGCGGGAAGCGGAAGGAGCAGCAGAGACGUUGCUAUCAGCAGACAUUAUCCGCCUCCUGCGCAACGCCCUCCUCUCCUCGGGCCUCCACGCCCCUCCACACUCCACCACUGCUGCUGCUGUGGGUGAUGCAUCUGCGACCCCAUUGGGGUUUACUACUAGCCCUGCCGGCGUGUCUCCUGCUGUGACUGCAUCGAGUGGCGGAGGGGGGAGUGCAGGGGGAUUGGGACCAGUGGCAGCUGCUUCCGCUGCUCCUCCAGGGCUGACCAGGCCUGUGGAAGAGGUGUACGAGAUUCUUGCUCUAGCCAAUGAGCUGCUGCCACGUGCAGUGGAGGAGGAACUGGAGGAGGGGGAGGUGUUAUCUGAGGACAUAUCAUGUGAUGAGAGCGAGGAGAAGGACGUUACACAAGGCGAGGAGGGGAAUGGAGAGGAGGAGAGUGAGAAGGAGGAGAAUGGGAAGGAGAAAAGGGCAGGAGAGGACGGUGCUGCAGCAGCUGUGACUGGUGGUGGUAGCGAGGAAGGGAAGGGCAAGGGGAAGGAGAGGGAGGAGACGGAUGGGAAGGGGAAGGGGAAGGAGAAGGAGAAGGGGAGGGGGAUGAGUGAGCGGGCGAGGCAGAGGGCGUUUCAGCAGGCGCCAGAGGGGCUGGCUCCGUUUGUCUCUGACUUGUUCCCUCUCAUCAUGCAGGCGUAUGGAGCGACAAUGAACGUGGCAGUGCGGCACAAGUGUCUCGAGAUUAUCUGCAACGUGCUGCUGCUCUCCACCCCCACCACCAUGCCCCUCCUCCCACCCGCCUCCUCCAUCGCUAGUUUCCUGGCGGACGUCCUUUCCUCCCAGGACGCGUCUCUCCAGCUACAAGCGCUACGCAUCGCCUCUCUGCUGCUGCACAAAGACGCACAAACCUUCCGCCUGCCCUUCUCGCGCGAAGGCACACUCUUUGCCAUUCAAAACCUCAUCCCUGCUCGUACCACCGCCGCUGCUGCUGCUGCUGCCGGCUCCUCUCCCGCAUCCCGCCGCUCCCCUGUCAAGAGAAGUUCGUCUGGUGGUGGUGGUGGUAGUGGUACUGGUGGUUCUGCCACUGCUCGUUCUCCUGCCCGUCCACCUCCUCUCUCCCCUCUUCCACCCGCGGCUUCUGCCUUUGCCACUGCCGCUGCCGCUGCUUCUCCUACUCCUGCAGCGCCAGUGAGGAAGGAACCAGGCAAGAAGUAUGCUGUAAAGCAUUCUGCUAGUGCGCCUGCGUCCUCUACCCCUGCCAAGCAUGCAGCAGCGUCAUCAUCACCGUCAGCAGCAGCUGCAGUUUCGCCCGGGGUCCACUCAGAUCGGUGCAGGAAAGCAGCAGGGAAAGAGAAGAAGGGCUUGGGUGGCUCCGGCAGUUCUUCUUUCGCUGCUGCGUCUGCUACUGCACCUGCUGCUGCAUCUGCUGGUGCUGAGGAUGCUGCUGGCUCCUCGGCCCCACCAGGGUCAAGCGCACCCAGCUUUGCUCGCUGGAUGGCGGCUAUGGGCAAACGAGGCAAAGCCAAGGGAGAGGCAGCAGAUGGGCCGGGCGCGAAAGACGCAGCUGAGCUUGGUGAAUCAACAAAACACGACCAGCAGCAGCAGCAGCAGCAGACGCAGCAGACGCAGCAGACGCAGACGCAGCAGCAGCAGCAGCAGCGUCCCAGUACCUCUGCGGCAGUAGCAGCUGCCGCCGCUGCCGCGGCUGCGGCUUCAGUGCCACGUCGUGGUGGCGGUAAUUCUGCUGCUUCACCAGCGUCCUCAGCAGCAGCAGCAGUAGCAGCAGCAGCAGCAGCAUCUCCUGCGGCGGCUCGAGCGGCGGCGGCAGCAGCGGUGCAGGCAGCAGUGGCAGCGCAGGCGCAGCAACUACAUGAGCACUUCUUCCCCAUGGGAUGGCGGGCUAAUGAGCCCUCCGGUGCUGCUGAUGGGCUGCUGGAACUGCAGGCUCUGUGCCGAGAGAUUCAGGAAGCAGGAGGAGAGACGCCGAGUCAGGGAGAGAAACAGGGACAGGGACAGGCAGGGGCAGCAGCAGCGGCAGGGGCAGAAUCCGAGGGGCUGAAAGCAAAGGCGAGCUGUGGCUGGGGAAGUGAGGCGAAGCAGGGGGUGGAAUCAACCGGGUUGGUGGUAAAGGCGACAAGGGGGUGGGCUGUGGAGAUGGUGGAACGACUGAGGCAUGACACGGCUGUGCUGUGCCAGGUGCUGGGCAUGCUCGCAGAUAGGUGCACAGGGACUGGUGGCGCUGCUGGUGGUUCUGCUGGUGGUGGUGGUGGUGGUAUGGGAAGGAACGGGUCGGUGUCAGUGACAACGUUUGAGCUAGUGGAAGGGGGUGUGCCCUCUGCCAUGCUCCGGUUCCUCUCCCCUUCUUCUCCCCCUCCUCUCUCCUCUCGCCCUGCUGCUGCGUCUGCUGGCAGCAGCGGCGGCGGUGGGGAGGAAGGAGGGAGCCAGGUGUCAGGCUUGGAUUGGUGGGCUCAGCAGGAGCAGCGGCGGUGUGAGGUGGUCCUUCGGCUUCAGAUCAUCACAGCUAUACUUUCAUCUGCUCUCCCACUCGCCCAAUCCCCACGCUUGCAAGCAGCACUAGCAGCACGGGAGCGCUUCGCAGUGUUGCAAACAGAGCUGUUCCAGCUGCCCGGAGGGGCAGGAGGAGGAGCUUUCACUUCCAGCGGCCCCACAGGAGCAUCGAAUCUAGGCCUUGGCCCUGGGGGGACUAUACCUGGACGAACAGGUAAGCCAGGCGCCCACGGGUUACCUCGCUGGCCGGGAGGGUCCGGAGGAGCAGCAGGAGGGGCAGCAGAAGUGGCGCUGCUAGCAGCAGAAGCAUCUGCUGCUGCAACGGCGGCUGCAGCAGCAGGACCGAUGGGGGCUGGUGGGGUGUCUGGGCUGUCUGCGUUGUCACAGCCGAUCAAGCUGCGGCUGGUGCGCGAGCGGUGCGAGCGGUCGGUGCGGGAUUACUCGUCGAAUGUGGUUCUUAUAGAGCCGUUGGCGACGCUGACUGCAGUGGAGGAGUUUCUGUGGCCUAGAUGCAAGAAGAGUCAAGGGAAGGGUGUGGAAGCAGAGAAGACAGAAGAAGCAGAUGUGGGUAGCAAGGAGGGGACGAGUGGAGGGAAUUUUUUAGGGAAGAGUGGGUGGGGCGCGCUAAAAGGGAGAGAGAAGGGGGAGGGAUCUGGUUCUCGAUCGAAACGAGCGGGGAAAGACAGGGAGGGAGAGGGGGCAGGAGGGCAGGAGGCGGAUGGUAUGGGGAAGAGCAAGGAGAGCGGUGGUAAGGCGAGGGGUAAGAGAGGUGUGGCACAAGAUGCUUCGGGGGAGAGUGCGGGAGGUGGGAAGGAGGACGAAAGGAGGGCGGGGGAGAAGGGUGAGGGGAAGUCACGUUUGGGGAUGGCGCGCGGGUGGUGGAGUGGGGGGAAGGGGAAGAAGGAAAGCAAGGGAGGUGGCAAGGGUGGGGCGGGGGAGAGGGCUGAGAAGGGGCGAGAGAAGGGAAGAGGGAGCGAUGAUGGGAAGGGAGAAGCGUCAAGGAAUGGUAAGGAGAGGACUGAUGGUAAGGCGACAGGGGAGGAGGGGCGGGAGGUGAAGGAGAGGAGGAGGAAGGGUAAAGGGAAGGAUGAGAGGAAGGAGGCGAAGGGUGCGGGUGCAGGGCAAGAGGAGCAGCAGCGGCGGAGUGAGGAGGAGCCGCUUUCCGACCUUGCAGAUCUCAUGGCCUUGAUGAGCGGACUUAACGCAGCAGGCAUGGAGUCAGAGGAAGGGGAGCUGGGUGGCCGAGGUGGUCGGCUAAAGUCCUCCCUUUCAGCACGCUCCCAGACACCACCAGUCGCAGCAGCAGCGAGUGGAGAGAGAUUGGCGGCAGGGUCAAGCGGAACAGUGGAAGGGUCAUCUCUGCUCUUGCCACACUCCAUCAACCCGUCCCUCUCCCCCGUGCGUACUCUCCUUACCGGCUCUCUUUCCACCCCUCUGCCCUCCGCCUCCUCCUGCCCUUCUGUGGUUCGAGACCUGCUGCUGCUGCUGCACACACUGCACGCACUCACUCGCUCCUCCCACCAGCUACAGCAGGAGGCAGCAGCAGCUGCUGCUCUUGUGCUGGCCUGUGCUCGCCCUGAGGGUGAUUCUGCAGAGGAGAAAGCUGUUGGGGGGGAAGAGGACGAGAGGGAGGAAGGAGAGGAGAUAGAAGAAGGGGAGGAGAUGGAUGUUGACGAGGUGCCAACGCCAUCGCACCAUGAUGGGGUGUCAGCAGCAGCAGGCAUUAGUGAGCAGCUCGAGCAGAUCCUGUACACGCAGCUUGGGCUUCCCAGGCUCAUUCUGGGACAGACGGCUGACGGCGUUGCUUCUGGUGCUGCUGCUGCUCCCACCACUCCCUCCACCCCCUACGCCACGAUCCCUGCUCCAGGCCAGGCUGCCGCCUCCCCCUCCUCCUUCUCCGCGCCGCUCUCUCCCUCCCUCUCCCCCACGUCGCCAGCAGCAACGCUCCUGCAGAUCCAGCAGCACAUGGCAGUUCCUCCGGAGUUGUUUCUCAACACCAAGAUUGCCACCAAGUUGCAGCGCCAGCUGCAAGACGCGCUCUCUCUCUGCAGCGACUCGCUUCCCGACUGGGCGCAUGCACUCCCGCGCUCCUUCCCCUUCCUCUUUCCGUUACCUCUCCGCCGCCACUACUUUUACUGCACUGCCUUUGACCUCCUUCGAGGGUUGCACCGCCUGCAGCAGCAGCAGCAGCAGGUGGCGGGGGAGGCGGGCGCGGGAGCAGGAGGAGGAGCAGGGGGAGCGGGAGGAGGAGGCGGAGCAGGAGGGGGAGUUGGUGGGGCAUAUGGGCGGGACAGGCGGCGGGAACUGCGGCCGAUCCGGCUGCAACGGCAGAAGGUGCGGGUGUCUCGUGAGCAUAUACUGGAGUCAGGAACAAAGGUCAUGGAGUUGUAUGCAGGGCAUAAGGCAGUGCUAGAAGUAGAGUAUUUCGGGGAGGUGGGAACUGGUCUGGGUCCUACUCUCGAGUUCUACACGCUACUAUCUCACCAGCUGCAGCGGCGCUCCCUCCGCCUGUGGCGGUCAGAAGAAGGCCCAGGAGUGCCCGUGCCUGCAGCUGUAGCAAGCACCAAUGUAAGCGCUGGCACCGCUGCUGCUGCAGCUGGAGGGGGAGAAGGAGCAGAGGCGCGCACAGGAGGAGGAGGGGGAGGAGGAGGAUCAGGAGGGAAGGGCGCGCAGGGGAGAGGGGGAGUGGGGGAGGGGGAGGAGACGAUGGUACUGGCGCCGCAGGGGCUGUUUCCGCGGCCGUGGAGGGAGGCGCCUGAGCGGGUGAUAGAGCAAUUCAGAAUGGCGGGGCGGCUCAUGGCAAAGUCGCUGCAGGACGGCCGCCUGUUGGACAUGCGCUUCUCCCCGGCCUUCUACCGCCUACUGCUCGAUAAGCCCCUAGGGCUGUACGACGUGCGCCUGUUUGACCCUGCUCUGGGAAGCACUCUCGAGAUGCUUGCGCAUGUGGCUCGCGUCCUCGCCCUCGCCCCUGCCGCCACCGCCGCUGCCGCUGCUGCUAGUGGCAGCGGUGCAAGUGCCGGUUCCGCUGCAGCGACUGACGCGGCUGCGAGCAGGGAUGUUGACGGCACGGGCAGCAGCAGCGGCGGCGGCGGUGGCAGCAGAGAGGGCAGCAGUGGCGGCAGUGUGGUGGUGGCGCAUGGGUUGCUGCCAGAGGGCAUGCUAUUAGAGGACCUGUGUCUCGACUUCACUCUCCCAGGCGACCCCUCCUAUGAGCUCAAGCCGGGCGGAGAGGACAUUGAGGUGGGCGAGGGGAAUGUGGCGGAGUAUCUGCACCUGGUGGUGGAUGCACUGGUGGGGUCAGGCAUUGCUGCUCAGGUCGCCGCCUUCAAGCAGGGCUUUAACCAGGUCUUUUCACUCUCUUCACUGCAAGUGUUCACGGAGUAUGAGCUAGACACUUUGGUGUGCGGAGAUCGCCAGAUGUGGACCGAGGAGAUGCUAGCAGAGCACAUCAAGUGCGAUCAUGGCUACACGCUUGACAGCGCACCCAUCAAAUACCUGCUGAGCAUUCUAGCAGCCUUCACCCCACAGGAGCAGCGGGCGUUUGUGCGCUUUGUCACGGGUGCGCCCUGCCUGCCACCGGGAGGGCUUGCAUCGCUGCGCCCCAAGCUCACCAUCGUCAGAAAGCACCCAUCAUCAUCACCGGGGAGACCCUCUACCUCCACAGCCUCCCCGCCAGCAGCAGUGGGAGCGGGCAGUGCAGGGGGGUCGCCUAUGGCAGCGAGUGAUAUGGAUCUACCCAGUGUCAUGACCUGUGCCAACUACCUCAAGCUGCCGCCUUACUCCUCCCAGGAGGUGAUGCAGCAGCGGCUGCUGUAUGCAAUCUUUGAGGGGCAGGGCUCGUUUGACCUCUCGUAA